UAGAGGACGGAGCUGUGAUUGCAGAUUUGGACGAUGACUGACGGUAAAAUCAACCGAUGCGCCAUCCCGAAGGCAUAGGACAUCACAGGAAGGAGAUGUAUUUCGCUGCAGUAUGUCCUAAAAUGCGUUCUGCACCCCUGAAGGGGCCCGUGUCCUGGGAAGAAAAUAUACAGACAAAAGUUUGGACUGCCUUGCAGCUAAGGAGGAUGCAUCCUGGACUCGGCUGACAGGCAGGAUUGUGGAUGAACUAAAUGGCGCCUAAACAAUUCCCGCGAGAGUUUACAACAAACUGCAAAACACGUGAGUUUGUAAGCGCUCGUCAUAGCUGCCGUAAUUUCCGUCCUUUCAGGAAGAGUGAUCUAACCAAUGAGAGUCCGUGUUACGAAAUGAACAGGAUUCGAAUACACGUUUUGCCCACAAGUCGGGGACGAUUGACUCCAGUCCCCAAAACCCAUGAAGCAUUAUCCUGCUCUUUUACACACCGACCAUGCUCCCAGCCUCGCAUUGAGGGUCACGACUUCUGCAUCAAACAUAUCCUGGAAGAUAGAAAUGCUCCUUUCAAGCAGUGCAGCUAUAUAUCAACAAAGAAUGGCCGUCGAUGUUCCAAUGCAGCUCCGAAAUCUGAUAAGAAGGAUGGGGUUUCGUUUUGUGCAGAGCAUGCACGCCGGAAUGCAUUAGCCCUCCAAGCUCAAAUAAAGAAAUCAAACCCAGGACCGACCAGUGAGUCUCUGUUGUAUCAGCUGAGUACUUAUGCCAGAAAUGAGCUAGGAUCUCAGAUACAGGAAAGCAGCAGGAGUGAAGCCUGCAGGAUUCUUGAUGAAGAUAGCUUGAGUGAAAGUGACCAAGACACUGUAACAGUUGAGCAAACAUGGAGGGGAGAUCUUGACAGUGAGGCUGACAGCCUGGACAGUGACCAAGAGGACCCGUUAAAACAUGCUGGAGUAUACACAGCUGAAGAGGUAACGUUGAUCAUGAGAGAAAAGCUAAUUCGCCUGCAAUCCCUUUAUAUUGAUCAGUUUAAAAGAUUGCAGCACUUACUGAAGGAGAAAAAAAGGAACUACUUGCACACACUUAAAACAGAACAUGAAACUGUUGGGAGCAGUCUCUUAACUGGUCCUGAGGGACUUAACCUUAAGGAACGGGAAUAUCUGAAAAGGUUAAAAGCAUUGCGGCGAUACCGAAAACGUUAUGGGGUAGAGGCUCUUCUACAUCAUCAGUUAAAAGAAAGGCGCAUGUUAGCUUCCGAAGGUGCAUCUCAGCAGGCUCACACAACCCGCUCCAGUCAGAGAUGCAUGGCAUUCGUUGAUGACGUGCGCUGCUAUAACCCGUGUCUGCCCAUGACAAGGCACUGCAUUUCUCAUAUAUGUCAGGACAGCAGUCAAGUUCUGUUCAAGCUGUGUUCAGGCUCAGAAGAUGUACCCUGUAAUAAGCCCGUUCCUUUAAGCCUAUCUGAAGAACCCUGCUGUCUGUUACAUUACCGCUUACCGUCACCUAUGUACAAGUCAGAACCAGUACUGCCUGUGCCGGAGCAGAUGGAUGUGACUCCUCUAGAACUCUACCUUAGCACUGCAGAGCUGCAGCCUACUGAAAAUUUACCCUUGGAAUUCAGUGAUGACCUUGAUGUUGUAGGGGAUGGGAUGCAGUUCCCACCAUCUCCUCUGCUUUUUGACCCUUCUGUGGACAUUUCAAGGCUGCUAGAAGUACAGGAGUCUGAUGAGAAACACAGGACCGCGACAAGCCACUCACUUCUAACCGCAGAGUCUUUAGUGGGGUCUGCAGGACAGGGUCAGGUUCAGAACGCAGCAAACUCUUCUCUUCAUCUUACCAACAAUGCUACAGAAAGCUCUUUGUCUACACCCAAUGGAAAUGCAGAUGCCUCAUUGAUCAGCUAAAUUUUAGUUUUUAAGUUUUAAUCAAGGAUUUAUGAGCUUUAUUGUCUUACCAUCAUCGUCAAAGGAAAGACUACCAGGCUGCCUCAAUCAUCAUUUCUUUAUUCCCUCUGAAGUUUUGUUUAAUUUCAUUUUGCUCCAGAAACAUGUAAUACGUGUGUAUUUAACUAAAACGUGGAAACUGUACUAUUGUUUGGUCAUAAAAAGGAAAGGAAUCUG
This is a messenger RNA of Xenopus laevis (African clawed frog), 2108 nucleotides long. It is a transcript of the gene kansl2.S, whose product is annotated as KAT8 regulatory NSL complex subunit 2 S homeolog. The coding region runs from base 252 to 1892 and encodes 546 amino acids. The record is from RefSeq and is a predicted model, not a curated record. The transcript is spliced from 11 exons. Gene Ontology annotation, cellular component: mitochondrion; nucleus; histone acetyltransferase complex. Lineage: Eukaryota; Metazoa; Chordata; Amphibia; Anura; Pipidae.